CCCAAUACUAUAACAGCAUCCGCCCGUACCUAUCAUGAUGUCCUCAAAACAUCACAUUCUUUAAUAUCUCAGGGGACCCAUGGCCACGACGCAUAUCUAUCAGUCUUCUUAGAAUAUGCUUCACUUUCCUGUCCCAUUCAAUCCCCACUUUUCCCAACAUGCACGAAGCUGCACUCUACGUUGCUGUCUUCGCUGCUCUCUAUAUCCUCUGGCGUUAUACUAAACCAACUCAUCAUCCCCCUGGUCCUUUUCGUUGGCCAAUAGUUGGCAAUGCCUUUGAUAUUCCGACCGAAACUCCCUGGCGCCAGUUUGCGGAAUGGGGGAAGCAAUAUGGCGACAUCGUCUAUCUUCGUGUAUUUGGUCGCUCUAUCCUAGUACUCAACUCUUUGGAGGCGAUCACGGACUUGUAUGAACAGAGGUCAAGUAUCUAUUCGGAUAAAAGCCCGAGAGCCAUGGGUGAAUUGAGUGGCUUUGGGCGUAUUUUAGCGACGAGACUGAACGGGGACGAUGUUAGGGAGACCAGGAAGCUUCUAAACACUGAGUUCGGGCCUCGUGCGAUCAAAAGGCAUACACACAUUCUGGAAGAGAAUGCUCGUCGCCUUUGCUUGUCAAAUAUCGAGCACCCAGAAGAAUUUCUGGGUAAUAUCCAUAGAAUGUCUGUAGCAAACAUCAUGCGGAUAGCAUACGGCUACGUCGUUGGUGAGGAUGUGGAAGCGGACGAGCUGGUUGUUCUAGCCACUCAGGUAAUGCACGAUGUCAGCACAGCGCUCGCUGCCAACACAUAUCUCGUCAAUUCACUUCCAUUCCUGAGAUAUAUACCAGCGUUCGUGCCUGGAGCCUCUUUCCAGAAAACAGCUGCCAGAUCUCGGGAGACAUUCGAUCUUUUCUUGAGGAAACCUUUUGAAUUUGUAUUGAACCAAGUGAAUUCGGGAACUGCCAUGCCCUCACUUUUAUCCAACGCCCUUGAGGAAAACGGUCUCGAGAACAGUAUGUCCAACGCCACCUAUCUAAAUCGCCUGAAAGACGCGGGAGCGGAAGUCUACGGCGCCGGAACGGACACGAAUGCCAGCAUUAUCUCCUCUUUUUACUUAGCAAUGGUUCUUUAUCCAGACGUUCAGAGACGAGCCCAAGAGGAAAUAGUAGCGGUCAUUGGAGAUGAGCGACUGCCCAGACUAUCAGACCGUGAAUCUUUACCGUACGUUGGCGCUCUCGUUGAGGAAAUCUUCCGGUGGAACACGCCAGCACCGGCCGUGACUCGAGCGAUUUUGGUACCUGACGUUUACCGUGAUUUUCAUAUUCCCGCUGGCACUGUCGUUGUUGCAAAUCUUUGGGCUGUCACACGAAACGAAAGCUGGUUCCCUGAUCCCGAAACGUUCAAUCCAGAGCGAUACUUGAAUCGGGACAAGGAGCCUCAAAUUCCCGAACCGACGAGUCUGAUUUUUGGUUUUGGCCGCAGAUCUUGCCCUGGAUCUUACCUUGCAGUCGAUACCGUGUGGACGGCCGUUGCAAUGACUUUGGCCACCUGCACCAUUUCCCCUGAACUUGACGCUGAAGGAAAGGCCGUUCUUCCCGAAGUCAGAUACACCAGUGGAGCCUUCAGCCAUCCGUAUCCAUUCUGCUGCCAAAUUCAUCGCCGUUCUGAAGGAGUAUCUGAGCUACUAGAUCCUCAAUGAAUACCGCUUUUAGUGACGCGGGUGUCGAAACGGUCCACAUUUGUAGAUACUAAUUAGGGAAUCCGCCCUUUCUGAAUGCUAUCGGUUCACUACAUGGUCUACCCAUUCCCACAAACACCUGCCAGUCCUUCCUAUUCAAUCCUUUGGGAAGCCGUUGUCUUAGCAAAGUAGCCGAUUUUGAUCGUCAAAUAGUCGUAGUAGGGAUGGUGCAUGCCUAGAUAUCACGGGUCGCGCACCAUACAUCUUCCGUUGAUGACCACCUAAUAGGUGAUCAUCAACGGAAGAUUUCCACUGUGGCACCAUCAAGAAGUUACGAGACCGGGAAUACUGUAGUACCCUAGUCGUACU
This is a messenger RNA of Desarmillaria tabescens, 2021 nucleotides long. RefSeq names its product cytochrome P450. Lineage: Eukaryota; Fungi; Basidiomycota; Agaricomycetes; Agaricales; Physalacriaceae. Bases 159 to 1673 code for a protein of 504 amino acids. The record is from RefSeq and is a predicted model, not a curated record. Gene Ontology annotation, molecular function: oxidoreductase activity, acting on paired donors, with incorporation or reduction of molecular oxygen; heme binding; monooxygenase activity. The transcript has 11 exons.